Prosopis cineraria is the source of this 1415-nucleotide messenger RNA. RefSeq lists its product as uncharacterized. The record is from RefSeq and is a predicted model, not a curated record. NCBI's taxonomy places the organism in Eukaryota, Viridiplantae, Streptophyta, Magnoliopsida, Fabales, Fabaceae. Bases 23 to 1348 code for a protein of 441 amino acids. The transcript is spliced from 4 exons.
GUAGAUUAUAUGAUUUACUAAGAUGAGCCCUUAUUUGAAGGUGGAACCUGGCCUAAAAAAUUGGGUUGACGAGGAGAACAUACAUGUCUCUUUAUUUUCGGGGCAAAAGGUUCUGCAAUCUAGAACUAGCAACAAGGAUAAUCCUUAUGAAAAGGAAGCAUUGCCAACUGAACAGACUACUUCCUCUGGAGGAGAUGAGGAUGUGGAAGUUAAUAUAACUGGGGGUGCAAAGUCUAGUGAGGCUUUGAUAAUGAGAGAUUCUUAUGAUGAUGUCACUGAGUCUUUCAGUUCUUUUAGUGAUUCCGGAUCUAGCACAGAGAAUACUUUACUAUUCAGUGAUGAUGAAGUGGUAUCACAUAUUUAUGCCAACAAUCCAUUCUCAUCCAUGUUUUAUCAAUAUUGUGAGCCAUCUCUAAAGAGGAGGAAGAAGUUGACAAGUCAUUGGAAGAGUUUCAUACGUCCUUUGAGGUGGCGUUGUAAGUGGAUAGAAUUACAACUGAAGAAACUUCGAUCUCAAGAACUUAAAUAUGAAAAAGAAAUUGCAGCAUAUGAUUAUAGAAGGCAGAUUAUGUCAGCAAAUUUCGCAUCAGAUGGAAUUGAUACCAAGUUAGCACCUCUAACUGGGGGAAUUUGUGGGAAAAAAGUAAUGAAGAGGAAGAAACGGAAGAGAGUUGAGGAGACAUGUAAUUUAGCCUCUUAUACAUCUGACCAUCGUGUGCUCUCAUAUUAUGAAGAAAAGUACUCUGCUAGUCAUGCUCCUUUGAAAAAAGCCAAUAGUUGUUUGAAUAAUGUCAAAGGAGUUGUUGAAGCACGGAAUCCUGAGAGUAAUGAAGAGAUCAAGUGUAAUGAUGACAUAUUCUCUCAUCUUGAGAAUGAUUUAUUGUCUUCUAUUGACCAUAAUGAUACUGAUAAGUUCUUGGUGAGCUUCUUUGAAAAGAUUGAAGCGGCACAAUCUGAAGUUCUCAAUUUGAAAACUCGUAUUGAUAAGAUUGUUAGUGAAAAUCAAGAGAAGUCCAAUCAUGUAAAUAAUUUGAACAUGCUAAGGCCAUCUGAUGACUUGAAUCUGUACAAUCCAAAUUCUUCUUCUCCUGACAGAAUCAAAAACACAUUUUCAGCUAGAAAUCAGUUCAUGGAAAAAACCAAAGAAUCAGUUAAAGUGCGGAAAUCAGUUUCCCCUCCGGACUUUGUUGCCAAGAAUAAUUCUGUGCCUAAUUUGCUGUCUAACAAUUUGAAAUUUUGGUCUGCUUCAAAAUCCAAUGUCUCUGGGAAGAAAAGGGGGAUGAGGAAGAAAUCUGGCUCAAAUUGGUGGACUGGAUCUAGUCUGGUUAAGCCAAAUUUGAAAAGAUAGUUAUCAAUCAAGAUUGCCAGAGAACAGGAAAUUUCAUUUAGAUGUUGACAACUGCUUCUGCCAAACG